UCUGCAUGUGAUGAAGAAUAGGCAGACGCGCGCGAUCUAGUCGUUUCUCAACCAAAGUGGCCGUUUCGAACACGGCCUUAAUCGAUUGUCAACUUAUGAGAGGGCGCCCUAUCAUACCACCGUUAAUUAUUUUGUUACAACUUAGCCGAUUGUCAACUAAUGAGGGCGCCCUAUCAUACACCGUUAAUUAAUUUUGUGAGCAGACGACCGAGCAGACGACCGAUUUACCGCGCUCGCACAAUUUCUGGUGUCAAAUUAGGGUCAAGGUUUUAGUGAAAGUUUUACCGGCGUUCCUUCCUUCCUCUUGAAAACGAACUAGAAAUAUGGCGAAAUCACCAGCAAGUGGGAAAGAAGAGAUGAAGAAUGGCGGUAAAACUGACUUUCUGUAUGCUGACCCUAACAACUCCAAACUUGGGAGAAGGUUGGCCUAUGUGCUAAGAUAUGGAGCAGUUAAAGAGGGACUGAAAGUAACAGAGAAGGGUUUUGUAAAGCUCUCUGACAUGAUGAUGGUUCCACUUUUCUCAGUGUACACCAAGGAAACAUUGAUUUCAGAAUUUGAAAAGUCCACCUCAGAGCGAGGCAAAAGGCGAUAUGAAGUGGAGACAAGGAAGGGAGAGGUCUUUGUCAGGUCUAUAUUCGGCCAACAGUUUGAGCGGCUUCCAUACCAUGAGAACACUAAGGUUCUGAGACUACUAGAGAUAUGUUUGCAGACGGUGGCAACUAACAUCACCAACUACAGCUUAGAUGGAUUCCCUGAUGACUUCUUAAUAGGAGACAUCUUGCAUCGAUUAAAGAGAAAUAAGAAACUAAACAAUACAACAUUGGAGUGUAUCCUGAGUUCUGAGAUGCAGAAACUUGACUUGAGUGAUACUUAUCUAACUACAGGCUCCUUAAAGAUGAUCAUGAAGACUUGUCCAAAUCUCAGGAUUCUUAAUCUUAAAUACUGUGGUUAUCUUCUAAACGAUGAACUUCUUAUGAGACUCAUGAAGAAACUGCCAUAUCUUAAGGACCUGAAUGUAUGUAAAUGCACUCACCUAACCAGCAUGUCUCUACGCAACAUGGCCAAGCAUCUACCAAGUAUACAAGUCUUAAAUAUUGCCCAGAUUAAGAACUUCAAAGAAGAGGAUAUUCUUAAGUUUCUGGUGGAUUGUACUGAGUUGAGAUAUCUGGCUAUCUAUCAGUGCAGUCUGCCACUAACAGAGGAUUUCUGCAAUAAAGUGGAUGAAAUCUGUCAGAGCAGACCGAAGCUUAAGGUUGUCAAAACAUGACACCCCCACGAUUAAAAUCAGUGGACACUAUUGGUAAUUACUCAAAAUAAUUAUUAGCACAAUAACUUACUUGGUUAUGAGUAAU
Messenger RNA from Asterias rubens (European starfish), 1353 nucleotides. Its product is annotated as DNA repair protein rhp7-like. The coding region runs from base 324 to 1268 and encodes 314 amino acids. The transcript has 6 exons. The record is from RefSeq and is a predicted model, not a curated record. NCBI's taxonomy places the organism in Eukaryota, Metazoa, Echinodermata, Asteroidea, Forcipulatida, Asteriidae. Gene Ontology annotation, molecular function: transferase activity.